AUGGCUUCAACGUACAUUCUAUGUGCUCAACAGCCACUUAUGUUCAGCAGUAACGCCCUUAAGGUUCUUCAACGCGGGUUUAGGUUUCCAACGGACAUCACCACUCAGAAUGCUCAACGAUUUCUGACGUCAAGUACUCCAGGAUCUGAAGUCUUUCAAGAUUCUUCAAGAUGGGAGAGCUUCAAUGGACAUCUCCACUCAAGAUGCUCAACGAUUACUGACGUCCAGUUCUCCAGGAUCUGA
Molecule: messenger RNA, 243 nt
Organism: Closterium sp. Yama58-4
Lineage: Eukaryota; Viridiplantae; Streptophyta; Zygnematophyceae; Desmidiales; Closteriaceae
Source: the annotation of a GenBank genome assembly